This is a messenger RNA of Fonticula alba, 1056 nucleotides long. RefSeq lists its product as hypothetical. The transcript is spliced from 8 exons. Gene Ontology annotation, molecular function: ATP binding; DNA helicase activity; hydrolase activity, acting on acid anhydrides, in phosphorus-containing anhydrides. Gene Ontology annotation, biological process: nucleotide-excision repair; positive regulation of mitotic recombination; transcription by RNA polymerase II. NCBI's taxonomy places the organism in Eukaryota, Rotosphaerida, Fonticulaceae. Gene Ontology annotation, cellular component: nucleus. The record is from RefSeq and is a predicted model, not a curated record. Bases 1 to 1056 code for a protein of 351 amino acids.
AUGAGGUUCUUCAUCGAUGAUGUGGAGGUGAUCUUCCCCUAUUCAUACAUCUACCCGGAGCAGGCCCAGUACAUGCACAUGCUGAAGCGCACUCUGGACCAGCGCCGACUGGACCCGGAGGGCGGGGAUCAGCCAGUGCAUGUGGGUGGCAAUGGCGGCCAGCCUGGCGCCCACGCCCUGCUCGAAAUGCCCUCCGGCACGGGCAAGACCGUGACCCUGCUUUCUUUCCUGGUGUCCUAUCAGGCGCACUACCCCCUGACGACACCGACGAUUGUGUACUGCACGCGAACCAUCCCCGAAGUGGAGAAGACCCUGCACGAGCUGCGCACCUUGAUGGCCUACCGGGCGGAGAUUCUGCGCGAGGAGGGGGGCGAUCCUCUUCAGACGGCGGACGCCCUGCCGAUCGGGGCCCCGGCCACGCUGGGUCGAUUUACGGCCGUUGGUCUCACUUCGCGACGGAACCUUUGCAUCCAUCCGAAGGUUGUUGCCGUGGCGGCUGCGGCCCCGGCGGCCGUGGUGGACGCGCGAUGCGCCUCGCGCGUGGCUCCGUGGGUCCGGCGUCGACAUGCCCAGUGGGAAGCUCGGCGCCGCACGCAGCCCCCUCCCAUCGAGGGGGAGCCCACGCGCGACAUCGAGGAGGAGCCGCCCUCCUGCGUCUACUACGAGAACUUGGCUGCCUUGGCCGAGGCCGGGCAGGCACACCCGGGUCCUGGGGUACACUCGCUUGAGGACCUGCUGACCAAGGGCCGUGAGCGCCGAGCAUGCCCGUACUAUACGGCUCGGGGAAUGAUUGCCCAUGCUUCGAUCAUCGUCCACUCGUAUGCGUACCUGAUUGAUCCGCGUGCAUCGGCGCCGGUGACGUCGCAAUUGCCCAGCUCGGCGAUCGUCGUCCUGGAUGAGGCCCACAACUUGGAUUCCUCAUGCACCGGCGUCCUUAGCGUGGACAUCACGCGCGAAACGCUCGACCGAAGUGUCGAGGCCAUCACCGCACUGGAGACCCGGGUGUCAGAGUGCGUGGCCGGGCCGGCUGGGACCUUCGGUCCGGCGGGCGAGUAA